Salvia hispanica is the source of this 1943-nucleotide messenger RNA. Its product is annotated as receptor-like cytosolic serine/threonine-protein kinase RBK2. NCBI's taxonomy places the organism in Eukaryota, Viridiplantae, Streptophyta, Magnoliopsida, Lamiales, Lamiaceae. Gene Ontology annotation, biological process: protein phosphorylation. The record is from RefSeq and is a predicted model, not a curated record. Gene Ontology annotation, molecular function: ATP binding; protein kinase activity.
ACCACAAUUUUACAUUUCUCAUUUUCCCUCUCAUUCUUAGCAUCUUGUAUUGUGCGUGUGUGUGUUUCUGUAUCUGAAUUGAAAUUUGCAGACGUGAAUAAUCUUGGUUCCUGAAGCACCUCCUAUUGCUGUCGCUAAGGAACCAUGGAAAUUGACGCUCAACAUCCGUCUUCCCCUCCAAGGGAAAAUGAGAAUGCAUGCGAGGUUGCUGAUGAAAGUACCGAUGGGCAGUUCAUUGUAGUUGGACAUAAGUUGCUCUAUUCCACUUCCUCCAUCGCACUCUCUGGUGAAGAGUUGAGAGGUUUAGACAUGGAUGCGGAUGCGUUGGAAGGGUGCUCGUCCAGUGGAGAUGAUCAAGAAGAAGUGAGUGUCAUCAAAACACUCGUGUCUGAGGAAGAAGCAGCUAAGGCAGCUGCCAAAUCCGACUCCCAAUGGAAAGGGUUCAUCCGCAAGCUCAAAAAGGGCCCCAGUGUGCAUUUUCAGACCUUUCAUCCUUCCAUACCCCACAUUCUUUCAAUAAAGAAGCUUUCUUCGAGAAAAAGAGCAUCCCGGAGCACUCAUAGUUUGCCAGAACUCAGUACCCAGCUAGAUGGAGACUUGUAUUAUUGCUUCGAAACCUCUUGGAAAUGCUUCACUCUCACAGACCUCAAAGAAGCAACAAACAAUUUUAGCCCAGGAAACUUAAUUGGAGAAGGCGGCUAUUCUGAAGUUUACAAGGGACACUUGAAUGAUGGACAACUAAUAGCAGUUAAGAGGUUGAUUAGGGGAUCACAAGAGGAGAUGACAGCGGAUUACUUAGCAGAGCUUGGCAUUUUAGUUCAUGUCAACCAUCCAAACAUUUCAAGAGUUAUCGGGUAUGGAGUUGAAGGAGGGAUGCACCUUGUUCUUCCAUUAUCCGUUAAUGGGAGCCUGUCAUCUAUGCUAAAAGGUGCAAAGGAGAAUUUGCCGUGGAAUGUCAGAUAUAAUAUUUCCUUAGGCAUUGCUUCUGGUCUUUGUUAUCUUCAUGAGGGGUGCCAACGGAGAAUUAUCCACAGAGAUAUCAAGUCUGCCAACAUUUUGCUAACUGAAGAUCUUCAACCUCAGAUUUCGGAUUUUGGGUUAGCAAAAUGGCUUCCUGAUCAGUGGACUCACCUUGAUGUAUCAAAUGUCGAGGGCACAUUUGGCUAUCUCCCUCCUGAGUUUUUCCUGCAUGGUACAGUUGAUGAGAAAACUGAUGUUUAUGCAUAUGGCGUGCUAUUGCUGGAGCUCAUUAGUGGUCGCCCAGCCAUAGACGACAACAAUAAAAGUGUUGUGAUGUGGGCCAAACCUUUGCUAGUUAACAACGGCAUCGAAGAACUAGCUGAUCCAUCUCUAGAUCGCGAUUACUAUUGGGAGCAGUUGAAUCGAAUGGUUAUGGUUGCCUCAAUAUGCAUUCAUCAAAAUUCGACGGAUAGGCCUCAAAUGAGCCAGGUUGUGAGGAUGUUGAAAGGCGAUGAAGGCAUAUUGCCGAACAAGAAAAGGUUCCAAAAAAGGCCUGCACUGAAGAGGGAAUGCCCGUUGGAGAGGAUUACGGAAGAAGAAAGCAACUCAGGUAAACCUUCGAGCCAUAAAGCCCACCAAAGCGAGCCAUGUUUGGAAGGAGUUGAGGAAAACUUGUAAACAACUGUGUAGUGACGAGAGCUGGCAAUGUAUAGUUCUCCUCCCCAGUUGCUCGACAUACGCUUUUCAUGGGGCGUAGUAUGCUCGUGUUGUUGGUUAUGAGGAAGUAGGUGGUGGCUGAUAGUUCAAACUGAGAGUCGUGACAGUGAAACAGCUUGUGCAUAUGUAGUGUUCCAUUGAAUUAUCAGCAUUUGCAUGUAAUGAAAACAUACCUAGCUAGGUAAUUUUUUUUACUUUUAUGUUUUAAUUCUUGUGUUUAAUUGUUGAUGCAUGCCAAAUUGACAUAUGAGUAUACUAUUUCCACA